UGCUGGAGUUAAUCUAAAGCAAGAUUACUCGAUGUCCAUUUGGAUUAGCUUUCCUAGAAGGUGCAGGAAGGUGCCCAAUCAUCUUCGACGCGAUGCAGCGCGAUGCACACCGUCAAGUGAUUACUGUGUCUUGACAUGGCCUGUUUCUUCUCAAGUUCUCAACGGAGCAAAUGCCUGCAAAUGCUGUCUAGCAUCGUUCCAUCAGAUUAAUCUUUGUGUGCUGAGGAAGCCUUAGGGCAAAUUUCAAUGCAAUACGAACUUCUACCUAUAUAACUGGACCGUUACGAAGAAGAAAAUCGUCUUUGGACGUUGUAGUCGCUACAUCCAUCAUGCCCGAUAUCCUUCCACCACCUCCUCCGCCCCCUCAUAUUUCCAAAAAUGCCAUUACAAGCAGGGAGCCUGGAUUCGAAACAAGACAGCUACAUGCUGGAUAUGACCUUGACAUAACUUCAAGUAAAUCAAGAGCUGUACCUAUAUUUGCAACGACAAGCUUUGUCUUUCGAGACACAGAUCAUGCUGCCAGUGUAUUCGGGAUGGAGACUCCUGGUUUUGCAUAUUCCAGAAUGUCGAACCCCACAGUGGAUGUAUUUGAGAAACGCAUAGCUGCUCUAGAAGGCGGUUUCGCUGCUGUUGGUGCUGCGAGUGGACAGGCUGCCGGGUUUAUGGCUAUUGCUACAUUGGCUGCCACUGGGGAUAAUGUUGUCAGUUCGGCAAAUUUAUUCGGAGGAACGUUUAUUCAAUUCAAAUACCUCUUCAAGAAAUUCGGGAUUACUUUUAAAUUCAUUACGGAUGAGAACCCGGAAUCAUACGAUGCAGCUGUUGAUGAGCGCACUAAAGCCAUAUUCGUCGAAAGUAUAGUCAAUCCAACCAGCAAAAUUUCGCCACUACCUUCACUUUCUAAGAUUGCGCAGAAACACAAGAUCCCUUUCAUUGUUGACAAUACCUGUGGAGCAGGCGGCUAUGUAAUUAGACCGUUUGACCAUGGAGCAGAUAUCAUAGUUACGAGUGCAACCAAAUAUCUCGGAGGUCAUGGAACGACAAUUGGUGGAUGCAUAAUCGACAGCGGAAAAUUCGAUUGGGUUACCUCCGGUAAAUUUCCAGGCUUAACUGAACCCUCCGACCCUUCUCAUGGCAUUAAAUUCGUCGAUCAAUUUGGCCAACGAGCGUUCACUGUCAAACUCCGAAUGGAAAUCCUUCGUGAUCUUGGUGCAACCCUGAAUCCUUUUGCAGCGUUUUUGCUCCUGCAAGGAAUUGAAACAUUGAGUUUGAGGAUGCAGAAACAUUCGGAGAAUGCUUUGGCGCUUGCAAGGUGGCUCGAGAAGCAUCCGUGCGUAGCUUGGGUCCUCUAUCCCGGUCUUGAAAGUCACCCUUCACAUGACCUCGCGAAGGAAAUAAUGCGCCCGAACGUCUUUGGAGGUAUUCUCAGCUUCGGGGUAAAAGGCGAUCCUACGAAUGGGAAGAAGACUGUGGACAAACUCAAAUUAGCAAGCCUUCUUUCUAACAUCGGUGACUCGAAAACCUUAGUGAUCCAUCCUGCGUCUACAACUCACGGCGCCCUGUCACCAAAAGAGCUCUCUGAGUCGGGCGUAACUGCCGACCUAAUACGGGUGUGCGUAGGAACAGAAAGCAUCGAAGAUAUCAUUGGAGAUUUCAGUCAAGCAAUUGAUGCCGUUUUUCCCCAUAGUAGAAUGUGAAUUUUAGCCUGGCUUGAUUACCCGUUCUAUGACAAUCAUAUAUGUACAUAACAAAGUGACUCCGAUAGCUGCGGUGAAAUCCAAAAUUCAGUAACUGAGCUACUUACUUACCA
Messenger RNA from Lentinula edodes (shiitake mushroom), 1807 nucleotides. Its product is annotated as putative O-acetylhomoserine-lyase. Lineage: Eukaryota; Fungi; Basidiomycota; Agaricomycetes; Agaricales; Omphalotaceae. Gene Ontology annotation, molecular function: transferase activity, transferring alkyl or aryl (other than methyl) groups; pyridoxal phosphate binding. Gene Ontology annotation, biological process: transsulfuration. The record is from RefSeq and is a predicted model, not a curated record. The transcript is spliced from 16 exons. Bases 330 to 1694 code for a protein of 454 amino acids.